GCUGCCGCGCCGGGCCCGAGCGGCCUGAGGGGCGAGAGCCGCUCGCCUUUUGCUGGGAGAGAGCGCCAAUAUGAGCAAAACAAAAGCGAAGUAACUUUCCAGUGACUUUUUCUGCGGAAAAGAAGCAAGCAGCUGCCUGCUGUGUGUUUGUCAGAUAGGGAUGGAGCUGAGAAAGGGUCCUGGAGUUCAAACGCCUUCCCCGCUGCAGCGAGGUGGAGCACGGCACAGGAUGCAGCUUAUCACCGACACAACAGCUGUGUGUUCCAGGGGAUCGCUUCCCUCUCCCAUGCUGUUUGCUCGGCUCCCCGCCUCUCCCGUGCCCGCUGUGGGACAGGGAAUGGAUUUCAGACCCAUUAACAGCUUCCAGCCAGCUGAAAUCAGUGUCAUGGGGUUCAUCCUGCUGAUUCAGCAGCAGAGGGCAGUUCCUAUCUCAGGGGGAGGGAGAAUAAAAAAGAAAUAAAUCUCCUUUGCCUCAGGAGCCGUGAGUUGCACCUUUCAACCCUGUCUGGGUGAAAUGUGGACUUACAUUACAAAACUAUAUUGCUUCACUUGCAUAGCUAAAGCAGUGUAAUUUCUAAGCCAUUAACAUACUGUACAGAUAUAAAUGCAGUCCCUAAUAUUUACCAACCACUGAACUUUAGCUGGAAUAGACACUCCAUAGGGCUGUGGUCCACACCAGGAUUUGGUGGUUUGAAAGGCUGAGGGUGGGGGAAUAUUCAGGUACUCAGAUCAAAGCCAUUAAUAACUACUUUUGGGGUAGAGGGAAAAGGGGGUGUGCAAAGACCAUUUCUAAAGGUUUGCAAUCAAUCCACCACUGUUUUUUUAUUUCUGCUCCUCUCCAAUACUCUUUCUAAAUCUUUCCAAAAACAUUAUCCCAGGAUUAUUUAAACACCAGUGAAAUAGCCAAUAAUAUUUUGAUAUUAAAACUGCAGUAAAAGGCACAAUGUUCUCAAUGAACAUCCUCUUACUGCAUGACUUGACAAAAUUCCUGAAUUCUGUUUUUAACUUCUCCAGGAGAACAAAGAAUGAGUUUUACAUAAAUACUGUUUCUGUUUAAAAUCUGUCCCAGGAACCUGGUGGCCUCUGACUGUCCUGACUCACCUCCCUGCUGUGCCUGUGACUCUUGGUAGCAGGGGAAAGGGCUCUGUAUUUUUGGCACGGUGCUGAUAUCCUUCAGGGGACUGUUGGCUGAAGUGUCAGAAUUGUAAGGAGGAGAUUGCAGGAACAUGGAGGCGUGUCUGCAGUGAGAGGGAAAAUGAGCUGAAAAGUAAAGCAGAAGGCAAAAAAUGGUUUGUGGAUACUUUUCAACUCCAGGCACUCAGGAGGAGGCUGAGAAGGGAAGGAAAUAAGAAAAGCAGCAUAUCAUGAACUGAAGAAAGCGGUGACAUUUUACAGCAGCCGAAGAUCUCCUCCACAGUGUUUGUUGGUGACACGUGAGAGGUCCUGGAUGAAUCCACUGCUUCUACACAGCAAUACAUAGUCAUUGGAUAUUUCAGUACAAAGACGCGCUCCCAUAUCAGGAGCUGAGUCACGGAAACUUGAUGGCUUUGAUACACGAUGCUGGUGUUUUCGAUAAAGACAAACCUGUGCUGGGCUGCUGGUGGCAUUGCAAACACUCAAGAGCUCUGCUCAGACCGCACUUUGACUAGUUCCAGACGACUCUAGCAAGGAGGAUGGCGUGGGGCCCGCAAACAGCGGUUCUUCAGGGAAACCAACCUCCUGCUGGCGCUCGGGAGCCGCAGGAGGGAGCGCGCUGCCCUGCCCAGAUGCCCAGAGCCGCCCGCUCCCAGUCCGGACCCCGCUCCCAGCCCCGCUCCCAGUCCGGAUCCCGCUCCCAGCCCCGAUCCCAGUCCCGCUCCCGCUCCCAGCCCCGAUCCCGCUCCCAGUCCGGACCCCGCUCCCAGCCCCGCUCCCAGUCCGGACCCCGCUCCCAGCUCCGCUCCCAGUCCGGAUCCCGCUCCCAGUCCCGCUCCCGCUCCCAGUCCCGCUCCCGCUCCCAGCCCCGAUCCCGCUCCCAGUCCGGACCCCGCUCCCAGUCCGGAUCCCGCUCCCAGUCCGGAUCCCGCUCCCAGUCCCGCUCCCGCUCCCAGUCCCGCUCCCGCUCCCAGUCCCGCUCCCGCUCCCAGCCCCGAUCCCGCUCCCAGUCCGGACCCCGCUCCCAGCCCCGCUCCCAGUCCGGAUCCCGCUCCCAGUCCGGAUCCCGCUCCCAGUACCGAUCCCGCUCCCAGCCCCGCUCCCAGUCCGGAUCCCGCUCCCAGUCCCGAUCCUGCUCCCAGCCCCGCUCCCAGUCCGGAUCCCGCUCCCAGUCCGGAUCCCGCUCCCAGUCCCGAUCCCGCUCCCAGCCCCGCUCCCGCUGCCCGCCUCUGCCGCACCGGGAGAGGCCGUCCUGCCCUGCCCGCGGGGCUCGGGCCGUUCAGCAGCCCCGGAGUUCACGGGUGGCUUCUCUUCCUCAGAUAGGAGAUAGCAGCCUGGAAUGUCGUGUUCGUUUUUAUCUCCCUGCCACCACCCGCUGUUACUGGCACCAGCCCCUCAGGAUGUGACUGUCCCUUCUGGAUUUCAACAGGGUAAAGGGAAGGAGAUGGCAGGUCUCCUCUUUAGCCAUCCAGGUCCCGAGUAUUCCCAUUAAACAUCUUUUAAAAUGUAUGAAUCAGUGAAGUUUGUGGGGUUUUUGCAUGAAUUUCUGAGAACGCCUAUGAAAUCAGUAUCUUCCACCGACCUCACCUUCCCCAGCUACAACAGCUUUAGCAGCAGCAUGAGCUGGAUCCACAGCACGUUGCUCACUUUUCACUGUGCUUGCAUUGCAAGAGGCACUGGAAGCAGCCUGCUGCAUCGUCCACCUCUGCACCCGCUCAGCCCUGAGCUCCUGCUGUUGCCAUUACCAGUGACAGCUGUUGCCAAGGCAGUUUUAUGUACCCAUUGAGACAGGCACUGGCAGGCACCAUUUUCUGGUUUUUAACCAUGUCUGGUGAAAAAGGGGCUCCCUGUUGACUGCAAACUGGCAAAAGGUUUCUGGAAAGCUAGUUCAGCUACAAUACCAUCCAGUCCGUUCCAAGAGCUGAUCCAUGGCAUCGACACUGUAGAAACACUGAGGCAAAAUUGUUCAGAAAACUAUGGAUUUCUCAGUUGUCUGUACCAUAGUAUCAAAUGAAACUACUAGUGCUGUUAGAGGAACACACCAUUUCUAAAAGAGUACUAACUCUGCUCCUUCAUCCACUAGUCAGUCACAUACUACUGCAAAACAAAGCUUAUCCACUAUUAAGGUUUUAAAUUUUUUGGUUUUGGCCAAUAAAACUUUCCCUGCAAUAUUGUUGCCUUUUUUUUUUUUCUUU
Molecule: messenger RNA, 3329 nt
Organism: Oenanthe melanoleuca
Lineage: Eukaryota; Metazoa; Chordata; Aves; Passeriformes; Muscicapidae
Product: serine/arginine-rich splicing factor 4-like
Exons: 5
Coding region: 1674-2540 (288 amino acids)
Source: RefSeq, a predicted model, not a curated record